AUGGAUACUACUAUUGUUGACCAAGAGAGUGAUACAGUGACACCACAAGAUCAAUCAGAGCAUGAAGAAGCCAUCGAGUACAGUGGAGAUACAAGUCACUCAACAGCUGAGAAUGAGGAGCUUGAGAAUGCAGCUGGGACUGAGAUUGCUACUGAGGAUGAUAAUGUAGUAGCUACAACAAAAAAAUCUGCAGCAGUGGGCCAACGUAGCAGAAGAGCUCCAAGGUGGAUGGAGGAUUAUGUGGUGAACUCUGUUGUUUCAAACUCUGAUGUGGCAGCAUCUCUUGGAGGAGUUGAAGGAAUUCUUGAACAUACUUUAUUCAAAGGAACAUAUUUUCCUACCUGGGAAGGUCUCUUCUGGGAAAAGGCAUCAGGUUUUGAGGAAUCUAUGAAGUAUAAGAAGCUCACCAAUGCACAGAGAUCUGGUCUCAACCAGAUACCCAACCGUAGAUUUACACUUUGGUGGUCACCAACCAUUAACCGAGCCAAUGUUUAUGUUGGUUUCCAAGUGCAGCUAGAUCUGACCGGCAUUUUCAUGCACGGGAAAAUUCCAACUCUGAAGAUAUCUCUGAUUCAGAUAUUCAGAGCUCAUUUGUGGCAGAAGAUCCACGAGAGUGUUGUCAUGGAUCUUUGUCAGGUUUUGGAUCAAGAGUUGGACGCUUUGGAGAUUGAAACUGUCCAGAAGGAGACAAUCCAUCCUAGGAAGAGUUACAAAAUGAACAGUUCUUGUGCAGACAUCCUUUUCUUUGCUGCCUACAGAUGGCCAAUGUCAAAGCCUAGUCUUGUAGCUGAAUCCAAUGAUGUUUUUGAUCAGAAGGCUAACAAUAAGUAUUGGAUUGAUGUUCAGCUUCGGUGGGGUGAUUAUGAUUCUCACGAUAUUGAGCGUUACACCAGGGCGAAAUUUAUGGAUCACACAACAGAUAAUAUGUCUAUAUACCCAUCUCAUACGGGGGUUAUGAUUGGCAUUGACUUGGCAUAUAACUUGCAUUCUGCAUUUGGGAACUGGUUCCCUGGAUCAAAGCCAUUACUUCAGCAGGUCAUGAAUAAGAUUAUGAAGUCAAAUCCUGCUUUGUGUAUUUUAAGGGAGCGAAUCAGGAAAAGUUUGCAGUUGUAUUCUUCUGAGCCAACUGAACCAUAUUUGUCCUCUCAAAACUACCGAGAGAUAUUCAGCAACCAAAUCAUAUGGCUUGUUGAUGACAGUAAUGUGUGCCGUGUUACAUCUCACAAGACUUUUGAAGGAAAUCGUACAAUGAAACCCAUUAAUGGUGCCAUUUUUAUUUUUAAUCCAAGGACUGGGCAGUUGUUUCUAAAGGUUAUUCAUACAAGUGUGUGGGCUGGUCAGAAGCGUCUUGGCCAAUUGAUUAAGUGGAAAACAGCAGAAGAAGUUGCAACUCUUGUAAGGUCUUUGCCUGUAGAAGAGCAGCCAAAGCAAAUUAUUGUUACCUGUAAAGGAAUGUUGGAUCCAUUGGAGGUUCACUUGCUGGAUUUCCCCAAUACUGCUGGAUUUCGGGAUCUUAUUUUGAAGGCCACAGAACCACAAAUGGUCUUGUUCAACAUUUAUGAUUGUAGAGAAGGGAUUUGA
Vicia faba (fava bean) is the source of this 1581-nucleotide messenger RNA. Lineage: Eukaryota; Viridiplantae; Streptophyta; Magnoliopsida; Fabales; Fabaceae. The record is from the annotation of a GenBank genome assembly.